Molecule: messenger RNA, 349 nt
Organism: Pelagomonas calceolata
Lineage: Eukaryota; Pelagophyceae; Pelagomonadales; Pelagomonadaceae
Source: the annotation of a GenBank genome assembly
UUCGGCUGUGCCUUGUGGCGCGCGGCCCACCGCACAAAGCCGUCGCUGCCGCGGCACGCAACACACGCUACAAAGCCCAUCAUACCACAGCGCGCCAUGGGGCAGCGCUGGCUCGCCCUCGCCUGCAUCACAAGCACUGCUGCUCUCGAAUGCCAUGUCGGCCGCGCCCACGAUUCGGACCUGAAGGCCCAUUCCAGCGAUUUUGUGGAUGGCGUCGCGUUGCAAACGUGCCCGAGCGGCGCGGACGUUUGUUGUGUGACUUUUGAGGCAGCCCGGUGCGUCGCGCGUCCCGCGUUUCCAUGACUGCAUGACUCGCAGGUGCUGCACGCUCGAAGGCAACUUCUACGCG